AUGCCCAAGUACACCGAGAGGGACUUGCAGGAAGCUGUUCGUGAGGUCCAGCAAGGUACUUCGCAACGGUCCGCCGCCAAGCGAUGGCACAUCCCCCGAGCCACGCUGCAGGAUCGUCUCAAUGGAGGCAUCUCGCAUGCCGAAGCCCAUGAGUGCCGUCAGCGUUUCUCGCGGCAGCAAGAGAAGCUGCUGUCCCGCUGGAUCUUCCACCUGGCUGCUCUUGGCGUCCCCCCGACCCAAGUACAGUUUGAGGAAUUCGCCAGCCGCAUCUUGGUAGUCCACGGCGACCAACAGCCUCUUGGCAAGCAUUGGGUGCAGGGGUUCUUGAGGCGCAACACCGAGGUCAAACUGGUCAAAGGCCACCUCUUUGCGGCUCAUCCCUCUCUGGAACCAGGUGACACCACUUGCAGUAGCACGUCGACUCAUCAAUCCAGAAGAAUGCGGCUGCAGGAGCCUUCCUCGCGCAGCAUACUGGAAGGGCAACCCACGGAGAAUUAUCGCCAUGAAGAAGAAGCCACAACAAAUUGGGACUCUUAUACAUACAUGGAAAAUGAAGCAGAUAUGCUAUUUGACAGUGAAGGUCUCGAUAUCCCUGAUUGGAUCGAGCCAUCAGCUACCUAUCUAGAACAUUACAACUUUACCCUUUCCGACUGA
Messenger RNA from Ustilaginoidea virens, 654 nucleotides. RefSeq lists its product as uncharacterized. The record is from RefSeq and is a predicted model, not a curated record. The coding region runs from base 1 to 654 and encodes 217 amino acids. The transcript is spliced from 2 exons. Gene Ontology annotation, molecular function: DNA binding. NCBI's taxonomy places the organism in Eukaryota, Fungi, Ascomycota, Sordariomycetes, Hypocreales, Clavicipitaceae.